This is a messenger RNA of Pararge aegeria (speckled wood butterfly), 2215 nucleotides long. Its product is annotated as pentatricopeptide repeat-containing protein 1, mitochondrial. The coding region runs from base 85 to 2196 and encodes 703 amino acids. Lineage: Eukaryota; Metazoa; Arthropoda; Insecta; Lepidoptera; Nymphalidae. Gene Ontology annotation, molecular function: protein binding. The record is from RefSeq and is a predicted model, not a curated record. The transcript is spliced from 4 exons.
UGUAGUCAGUGGUCACUUUAUGAAAACUGGGAAAAACAAAAAAAAUAUAGGUAGUUAUUUGAUAAAAAGCAAAACACUACGAAAAUGGCUUUUCGUUGUAUAAAUCUUUUUAAAAAUAUAAGGUGUAGUAGUGGUAUUAUCAUGCGCCAUAACCUAUUGUCCACAACCACAAUGGAAAAUAAAUUAAGUGAAAAUAAAGAAUACAAAACUGAGAAUAAUAUCACAUACUUGGAAGAUCCAGAUACUUUUGGGACCAUAGCGGGAAGAGUUCCUUUUCCAGAUACAUUAGAAGACGAGGGGGAUGUGAAAGAAGAACAAUAUUUACAAAACAUACCAUUAAAGUCUCAAAAGCUCUCUACCAAGCAAUAUGCCGAUUUAAUUAAGCAAUACUUAAAACAUAAGCGAAUAAAAGAGGCAAUUGAUAUUCUAGAGAUAAGAAUGUUAAAAGAUGACAGGGUUAAGCCAGAAAACUAUAUUUAUAAUAUAUUAAUUGGUGCUUGUGCUGAAGUAGGUUAUACAAAAAAAGCUUUUAAGCUAUUUAAUGAUAUGAAAAAAAGAGCAUUACAACCUACAGGUGAUACAUACACUUGUCUGUUUGAAGCUUGUAUUAACAGUCCAUGGCCUGCAGAUGGAUUAAAGAUGGCUACUCAUUUAAGAAAUCAUAUGAUUGAAAAGGGUAUAGAACCCAAUCUGACAAAUUACAAUGUCAUGAUUAAGGCAUUUGGAAGAUGUUCAGAUAUACCAACAGCUUUCAAAAUCGUUGACGAAAUGAUAUCUAAGAAAAUUAAGAUUAGAGUGCACACCUUUAAUCACUUGAUACAAGCAUGUAUAUCAGAUAAAGACUAUGGUCUGAAACAUGCACUUAUUGUGUGGAGGAAAAUGUUAAAAAUGAGAGAGAGGCCUAAUGUUUAUUCAUUUAAUCUAAUGCUAAAGUGUGUAAAAGAUUGUAAUUUAGGCUCAAGAGAGGAUUUACUAGAAAUAGUAAGCUUGAUACAGAAGCAUAUGGCUUUAUUACAGAUAAAAGCAAAGGUACUUCAGGAUUCUAAAACCUCUCUUCCAUUACAUAUCCAACACAACAAUGACCAUAAAAAUUUAAACAAUAACCAAACAUUAAAAUUAGAUUGUGCUUCAAAUAAAAUAGCAGAAGAAACUUUAGACUUUGGAAACCAAAUUUUGGAAGAUGUCAAAAUAAAUACAAACAAAACUCAAACACAAACUACAGAUUUAGUAUUAAUUAAUCAGAAUAAUACUAGUUUGGAACUAAUAGAAAAUUACAAAAGACCAGAACAACAUGUGGAAAAAAGAACUGCACCUAAUUUGCUCUCCAAAUUUGUACAGAUUGAUAAAAUAUUAGGUGUUCAAGAAGUUCAUACUCCAAAAGAUAAAUUUGCAAUCAUAGGUGGCCAGGAGGAUUUCCUCAAAGAAAUGGAAGUUAAUUCAGUGAAACCAGAUAUAAAGACUUUGACACAAAUGCUGCCUUUAAUAGAAGAUACUCUAGAAGCUGAAAAUAAACUGCUUGAAACUAUGCAAAUUUUAAAUAUAAAAAGUGACAUAGAUUUCUACAAUGCAUUAAUAAAAAAGAGAUGUUUUAGGCAAGAUUACGAUAGUGCUUUUGAAGUCAGAGAAAUUAUUAAAAAGGAAAAUAAGUUAAGGAAAAGACACCCAUUGAAUAAGAAGCACAAUGUAAAACUUAAUGUUAUGACUUACGGUGUUCUUGCCUUAGGUUGCACUACAAAAGAAAAAGCUGAAACACUACUAAGUGAAAUGGUUGAUAAAAAAUUCAAGGUAAACAUUGAAAUUUUGGGUACAUUAUUGAAGAAUGCCACUUUCCAAAUGCAAUUUGGUUACAUCUUAUACAUUAUGGAAAUAGUGAAGAGAGAAAAUAUAAGAGUAAAUGAUGCCUUUAUUAAGCAUUUGGAGAUUUUUAACGAUAGAUGCCUAAAAAUUAUACAAAAGAAUGAUCAGAAAAACAGAGAAAGUCCAGUAAUUGCAGCCGCUUACAACAGAUUUAGUCACAUUUAUAAUAACUGGUUGAAAGAGAUCAAUGUGGAAGAAGCGUUAAAACCAGAACACCCUUGGAAGCAAUUUAUGGAACCACAUCCAACUCCAGUUCAGAGAGAAAGCUUUAAAAUCGUAGAACCUAAGAAGUUUUACAAAAGAAAUCGUAGAUUUGGUAAAUAUUGUCCUAAAGUGUAAAUAUAAAAUAGAGUAUAGU